This is a messenger RNA of Pygocentrus nattereri (red-bellied piranha), 2743 nucleotides long. RefSeq names its product netrin 4 (gene ntn4). Gene Ontology annotation, biological process: substrate adhesion-dependent cell spreading; cell migration; basement membrane assembly. The record is from RefSeq and is a predicted model, not a curated record. Lineage: Eukaryota; Metazoa; Chordata; Actinopteri; Characiformes; Serrasalmidae. The coding region runs from base 370 to 2127 and encodes 585 amino acids. Gene Ontology annotation, molecular function: protein binding. Gene Ontology annotation, cellular component: laminin trimer. The transcript has 10 exons.
GAGAGCUGGUCCUGCGGUGCGCGCGUUGGAGAGAGAGAGAGAGAGAGAGAGAGAGAGAGAGGGAGAGGGAGAGAGGGAGAGAGGAGGGGGCAGGCGGAAAUAGAAGACUAAAGCGCACCGUGCGUGUGGGAUUGUAAACAAACGGGCAAAUGGCUGCUGUAGCUGCGCAGGUGAACGGCUCGUGUUGGUUAGUGCUGGAAUUGAGCUGCACCUGGCAGCCCCACGCGCAGGAGGUCGUGCUUCUACUUGCCGUGUAAGCGACUGUGGCGCAGCAGCGCAGCAGUGCUGGAGCCUGGCGCUUGUUUUGGACCCGAGAGAACUCGCUCGCCGGUGUUUUUUUAAGUUGUGGCUUGAGGUACUGAGGUGAGAAUGAUGGACAGAUGGACUGUGCUUCUGGUGCUCGUCUGUGGUGGUCCUCACUGGGUGCGUUCAGGCUGUGAAAAUCGAGUGUGUAAUCCUCGUAUGGGCAACCUGGCUGUGGGGAGGCAUCUGCGCACCAACACCCAAUGUGGCUCUGCCUCACCUGAGCACUUCUGUAACUACGACGAAGAUAGCUGUGUACAGCAGUGCGGGGUGUGUGACCCCAUGGUGGCCGAGCAGGCUCACCUGCCCAGCGCGAUGACAGACUCGCCCUUCAGACGCCCGCCCACCUGGUGGCAGUCUGCCCAAGGUGUUGUCACGGAGGUUCUGCAGCUGGACCUGGAGGUGGAGUUUUACUUCACUCACCUGAUUGUAAUCUUUCGCUCACCCCGGCCGGCUGCCAUGGUGCUGGAACGCUCCCGGGAUUUUGGCCAGACGUGGAGCACGCUACGCCUAUACGCACGAAACUGCAGCGAGCAGUUUGGGACGGAGGACGGCCGCAGGUGCACAGAGAAAUACUCAUCAGCACGACCAUGCAGUGGCGGAGAGGUAAUCUACCGCACUCUCUCCCCCUGGGACACAUUAGACCCAUAUGGCUUAGCUGCCCGUGCAGAGCUGGGUAUUACCAACUUUCGAAUGCGUCUUCUACAGCCACAGCAGUGCCCAUGCCAGCUGAAAGAGGGCAGUGCCAGCCUCCCCACUGCCCCCUACGCCAUCUACGACCUUAUCCUGAAGGGGGCCUGCUUGUGCCAUGGACAUUCUGACCAGUGCGUACCUGCCAGUGGCUACCAACUCACAAGCCAUCGUGGCCACCACGUGGUGCACGGCAAAUGUGUGUGUCGACAUCACACAGCAGGUGACCACUGCGAGAGAUGUAACCGUCUUUAUAACGACCGGCCCUGGAAACCAGCUAACAGCCUAACUGGGGAAUCUCACCAAUGUGCUAUGUGUAAGUGUAAUGGUCAUGCAGAGAGCUGUCACUUUGAUGUGAGUGUGUGGCUGCGCUCUGGUCAGCGUACUGGGGGUGUGUGUCACUGCCUGCACAAUACAGAGGGUCAACGCUGCCAGCAGUGCCAGAGAGGCUUCUACAGACAUCCAGACAGAGCACCAACAGCCUCAGACUCCUGCACACCUUGUGCUUGCCACCGAGUUGGUGCUGUGAACUGUAACCCCAGUAAUGGUAAAUGUACCUGUAAACCAGGUGUGGCCAGCCCACUCUGUGACCAGUGCAAGCCUGGAUACUGGGGUUUCAGUGACUAUGGUUGCAGACCCUGCCACUGUGCAGGCGACUGUGAUCCCUACACUGGAGACUGCGUUGCAGGGCCAGAUGUUGAUCAGAGCAGCACCUUAUUCCGAGUGGAGGAACUAUUCUCUGCCCUAACUGUUCCAGAGAAAUGUGUAUGUAAACAGCAGUCCCUAGGAAACAGCAAACUCUUCUGCACCAUGAAGUAUUCUUAUGCUCUGAAGGUGAAAGUGUUAGCAGCCCAUGAUAAGGGCUCUCAUGCCGAGGUGGAUGUGAAAGUUCUGAAGGUGCUGUGGAGCAGAUCCAUCCUCAGGCUCACACAAGGAACGCUUACACUGUAUCCAGAGUCUUGGACCUCACGAGGCUGUACCUGCCCUGUGCUGUACCCGGGGGAAGAGUAUCUUGUUGCUGGGCACGAGAAUGUAAAAAAAGGUCGUCUUCUGGUCAACACAAAGAGUUUAGUGAAGCCAUGGAGAGCCAGCCUCAGCCACAGAGUCCUUCAGCUCCGUGCUAAGUGUAACUGAGAGACAGAGAGAGCAAGAAUCCCUAAAACACUUUUACCCGAAAGUAGAGGUUUUCUGCUCUGGAGUUUAAAUCCAGUUUCCAGUCCUGGAUUUUGUAGUCACUGGUAGGUAUGUCACUAUGUGGCCAAUGAGUUCAAUUAACUUUCAGUAAUUACAAAAUCCAGGACUGGACACUGGAUUCAAACUCUGGAGUCGAGGACCUCUGUGUGUCAACCAGCAGCAGAAACUGAUGAUGUGAAUUUAAGGUGUACAGAUGUAUGUGUAUGAAUGAUAGUUAGAGAAAGGCAAAGCAGUUUGAAAUAUUAUUAUAUUGUACAGAGUAGAUAGCCACUGUAUAUGCAUAGUAUUAUAAUGUAUAUGUGAAAUUUUGUGUCCUUGUGUAGUCUUGUGUAUAUAAUUUACAGUUUGUACAUACAAAGAAAUGAUGAAAAUAUAUAUUUUAUAAAAGGAGAAGGAGAAAUAUGGCAUGCAGCAGACAAAGAGAAAGCCAUAACUGGUAUUCUGUGUGAACAAUGUUUUUGUACCUUGUUUUGUGCUGAAAUAUCUUGAAUUGAUGGAAUUACUCCAAGACUGUUGUGCUCCAAUAAAUUAAUCCUACAGGAGGCAUGCGUUUUAA